Messenger RNA from Arachis ipaensis, 949 nucleotides. NCBI's taxonomy places the organism in Eukaryota, Viridiplantae, Streptophyta, Magnoliopsida, Fabales, Fabaceae. The record is from RefSeq and is a predicted model, not a curated record.
AUGCAUGCCAAGGAAGACAGCAGAUCCAAAGACAACAGAGUUGGUGGAGCAGCUCCUCAUACAAGCAGGGUUAGUGGAGCAGAAUGGAAAAAGCAUUGCAUACCAAUGGAGUCAGCUUUAACGGGAAGAAGGUACAAAGAAUUGGAAGAGUCGGCGCUGCCACCCUCGCCACCGCAGUUCAGAUCAAGCCAAGGCGCCUCCUCCACCAACGCAUCUCCAGAUCUGGUAGCAACGCCUUCUUUGCAAACGAGGUUUGUCGCUACAUUCGUCAUUUAUCUUUUCUGCUCUGGCAUUGCCGAUCUCUCACCUUCACAACACCAUACCUCCGCCGCUUGCACCGCCACCGGUUGCACCGCCGGAUUUUGGUGUUGUUGUCGCCGUCACUCAGCUUGCUCUCCAUGGCCGCCAUGUGAAGUAGGCUCUGACGAGACAACACCAGCAGCAUCACGCACGUCUUUCUCCUUCGGUAGCAGCGGCGAUGACAUUGGUUUCAAGACUCAUCUUUCUUCGAUUAAUGUACUUAAAUCAGGAAGGUUUUUCAAUGCUACCUCUUCUGCCCAGGUUGAUGUUGAAGAGAAAUGUUCAGGAGCAACACCAAAAUUGGUUCUUCAAUUGAUGAAUAUCAAAGGUUUAAGUAUUGCUCAUGUCAAGAGUCAUUUACAGAUGUAUAGGAGCAAGAAGGUAGAGGACACAAAUCAUCAAGUAGUAAUGGCUAAUCAUCAUAGGCUUCUAAUAGAAAUUGGAGAGAGAAAUAAUAUUUAUAAUCUCAGCCAGCUUUCCAUGCUUCAAAAUUAUAGGUAUACACACAUUAGCUUCACCACAUUAAUUAAUUUAAUUAAUUCAAAUUCCCUCAAAUAUUUUUUUAUUAUUUCUCAUAAUCAUUGUAAAUAAUUACCUUACAAAUGUAUAACUGUUUUCUUAUAUAAGUAAAUAGAUUUAUAGAGUUGGC